UCUCCUCACCUGGGGACUCCAUCUGCGCACCUCCUGAUCUCCAGCCUGCCUUUGUCCCCCCUCCCCUCCCGCAACCUCGGCCUACAGCGCCGCGCGUCACCAUGAUUGCUAUGAAGGAGAAGAAUAAAACGCCCAAGGACAGCAUGACGCUCCUGCCUUGCUUUUAUUUCGUGGAGCUGCCCAUCGUGGCGUCCUCCAUUGUGUCCUUGUACUUCUUGGAGCUCACUGACCUGUUCAAGCCGGCCAAGGUGGGCUUUCAGUGCUACGACCGCUCGCUGUCCAUGCCCUACGUGGAGUCUAACGAAGAGCUGAUCCCACUGCUUAUGUUGCUGAGCCUGGCUUUCGCUGCACCUGCAGCCUCUAUCAUGGUCGGCGAGGGCAUGGUCUACUGUCUGCAGUCCCGGCUCUGGGGCCGUGGUCGAGGGGGCACAGAAGGCAGCAUCAACGCGGGAGGCUGUAACUUCAACUCGUUCCUCCGACGCACCGUACGCUUUGUGGGUGUGCACGUGUUUGGCCUGUGUGCCACGGCUCUGGUGACGGACGUCAUCCAGCUGGCCACGGGCUACCACACGCCUUUCUUCCUAACCGUCUGCAAACCCAAUUACACCCUGCUGGGCACUUCCUGUGAGGCGAACCCUUACAUCACACAGGACAUCUGCUCUGGCCACGAUACCCAUGCCAUCCUAUCGGCACGGAAGACUUUUCCAUCCCAGCAUGCCACUCUGUCGGCCUUCGCUGCUGUCUAUGUGUCGAUGUACUUCAAUUCAGUCAUCUCGGACACGACAAAGCUGCUGAAGCCCAUCCUUGUGUUCGCCUUUGCCAUAGCUGCUGGAGUCUGCGGCCUUACACAGAUCACCCAGUACCGCAGCCACCCUGUGGACGUCUAUGCUGGCUUUCUUAUUGGUGCUGGCAUCGCUGCCUACCUGGCUUGCCACGCUGUGGGCAACUUCCAGGCACCGCCUGCAGAGAAGGUGCCUACCCCAGCGCCUGCCAAGGAUGCCCUACGAGCGCUGACUCAGCGGGGCCACGAGGCCAUGUAUCAGCAGAAUAAGUCUGUCAGCACAGAUGAGCUGGGCCCUCCAGGGAGGCUAGAGAGUGUGCCUCGGCCUGUAGCCCGAGAGAAGACGUCUCUUGGCAGCCUGAAGAGAGCCAGUGUGGAUGUGGACCUGCUGGCUCCACGCAGCCCCAUGGGCAAAGAGGGCAUGGUCACCUUCAGCAACACACUGCCCCGUGUCAGCACGCCCUCGCUGGAUGACCCCGCGCGGCGCCACAUGACCAUCCAUGUGCCCCUCGACGCCUCCCGCUCCAAGCAGCUCAUCAGUGAGUGGAAACAGAAGACCCUGGAGGGCCGUGGCCUGGGGCUGCCUGACGAGGCUAGCCCUGUGCAUCUGAGGGCCCCAGCGGAGCCCAUGGCAGAGGAAGAGGAGGAGGAGGAAGAGGAGGAGGAGGAAGAGGAAGAAGAGGAGGAGGAGGAGGAAGGACCCGUGCCGCCCUCUCUGUACCCUACCGUCCAGGCUCGGCCAGGGCUUGGGCCCCGAGUCAUUCUGCCUCCGAGGCCAGGGCCCCCCCAGCCCCUUGUGCACAUCCCUGAGGAAGGAGUGCAGGCUGCAGCUGGCCUGUCACCCAAGAGCAGCUCCUCAGUGAGGGCCAAGUGGGUGUCCAUGGCAGAGAAGGGUGGGGCCCCUGUGCCUGUGGGUCCAUCACAGCCACGGGUGGCCAACCCACCGAGGCUGUUGCAGGUCAUUGCCAUGUCCAAGGCAGCAGGGGGCCCCAAGGCUGAGACAGCUUCAUCAUCCAGUGCCAGCUCCGACUCUUCCCAGUACCGCUCACCAUCAGACCGUGACUCUGCCAGCAUCGUCACAAUUGAUGCCCACGCACCUCACCACCCAGUGGUGCACCUGUCUGCCGGCAGCACACCCUGGGAGUGGAAGGCCAAGGUGGUGGAGGGUGAUGGUAGCUAUGAGCUGGGGGAUCUGGCACGCGGCUUCAGAAGCAGCUGCAAACAGCCUGGGAUAGGCCCUGGGUCUCCAGCCAGUGAUGUGGACCAGGAGGAGCCACGGUUUGGAGGUGUGGCCACCGUUAACCUGGCCACUGGUGAGGGUCUGCCCCCACCAGGAGCAAGUGAAGGGGCCCUGGGUGCAGGUAGCCGGGAAUCCACCCUGAGGCGCCAGGUGGGCGGGCUGGGGGAACGAGAGGUGGAGCCUGAAGCGGAAAGUUACUACAGGAGGAUGCAGGCUCGAAGGUACCAGGACUGAGCCUG
Molecule: messenger RNA, 2260 nt
Organism: Acomys russatus (golden spiny mouse)
Lineage: Eukaryota; Metazoa; Chordata; Mammalia; Rodentia; Muridae
Gene: Plppr3
Product: phospholipid phosphatase related 3
Exons: 7
Coding region: 102-2255 (717 amino acids)
Biological process (GO): signal transduction; phospholipid metabolic process; phospholipid dephosphorylation
Molecular function (GO): phosphatidate phosphatase activity
Source: RefSeq, a predicted model, not a curated record